AAGCUAGAACUUAACAGAACUUCUAUGGGCAAUCCAAUCUGAAGACACCUGUAUUUCAAAAAUUGGCCCUUCUGAAAUCAGUCUUUCUAGAAUCUCACCAUUUAUCAUCCAGAAAGGAAUACACGAUCAGAAUUACAAAUGUCUACCACAAGACUAAAGUGUGAUGUGUUAUGUUCUUUACCAUAAGCACCCAUAAAAUGAGCUCCAUUGCAGACAGAGAUGAUGGCAGCAUUUUCGAUGGUCUUGUGGAAGAAGAUGACAAGGAUAAAGCAAAGAGAGUAUCAAGAAACAAGUCUGAAAAGAAACGCAGAGAUCAAUUUAAUAUACUCAUCAAAGAGCUGGGAUCCAUGCUUCCAGGCAAUGCUCGAAAGAUGGAUAAAUCCACUGUAUUGCAGAAGAGCAUUGACUUUUUAAGGAAGCACAAAGAAAUCACUGCCCAGUCAGAUGCCAGUGAGAUUCGACAGGACUGGAAACCCACAUUCCUUAGUAAUGAAGAAUUCACUCAGUUAAUGUUAGAGGCUCUUGAUGGUUUUUUUCUAGCAAUCAUGACAGAUGGAAGUAUAAUAUAUGUAUCAGAAAGUGUAACCCCCUUACUUGAACAUUUGCCAUCUGACCUUGUGGAUCAGAGUAUAUUUAAUUUUGUCCCUGAGGGGGAACAUUCAGAGGUUUAUAAAAUACUAUCCACACAUCUGUUGGAAAGUGACUCAUUGACCCCAGAAUAUUUAAAAUCAAAAAAUCAACUGGAGUUCUGUUGCCAUAUGCUUCGAGGGACAAUAGACCCGAAAGAGCCACCUACAUAUGAAUAUGUAAAAUGCAUAGGAAAUUUCAAAUCCCUGAGUAACAUGCCUAACUCUGCACAUAAUGGUUAUGAAGAAACCAUCCAGCGACCUCAUAGGCCUUCUUAUGAAGACAGAAUUUGCUUUGUAGCUACAGUUAGGUUAGCUACACCUCAGUUUAUCAAGGAAAUGAGCACGGUGGAAGAACCUAAUGAAGAGUUCACCUCUAGACAUAGCUUAGAAUGGAAGUUCCUUUUCUUGGAUCACAGGGCACCACCAAUAAUAGGCUAUUUACCAUUUGAAGUGUUGGGGACAUCAGGCUAUGAUUAUUAUCAUGUGGAUGACCUAGAAAAUUUGGCAAAAUGUCAUGAACAUUUAAUGCAGUACGGGAAAGGGAAAUCCUGCUAUUACAGAUUCCUCACAAAGGGUCAGCAGUGGAUUUGGUUGCAGACUCAUUACUACAUCACUUACCAUCAAUGGAAUUCUAGGCCGGAAUUCAUCGUAUGUACACACACGGUAGUAAGUUAUGCUGAAGUUCGAGCAGAAAGGCGGCGUGAACUUGGCAUAGAAGAAUCCCUGCCAGAGAUAAUAGCAGAGAAAAGUCAGGAUUCAGGUUCUGACAAUCAUAUAAACACAGUGAGUCUCAAAGAAGCAUUGGAGAGAUUUGAUCACAGCCCCACACCUUCUGCAUCCUCUAGGAGUUCCAGGAAAUCUUCUCACACUGCAGUUUCAGAUCCUUCAUCAACCCCAACAAAGAUGACAGUUGAUACUAGCACUCCUCCAAGGCAAAAUUUAUCUGCACAUGAAAAGUCUGCACAAAGGAGGGCAUCGCUUGGUAAUCAGUCCUUAAAUUCACAAUCUAUCGGACAGCCUCUGGCGCAAGCAAUGAUGACCCAGCCUGCAACUUUACAACUUCAGCAAGGCAUGUCUCAGCCAAUGCUUCAGUUUUCUGCUCAAUUAGGAGCUAUGCAACACUUAAAGGACCAAUUGGAACAAAGAACACGAAUGAUAGAAGCAAACAUUCAUCGCCAGCAAGAAGAACUACGUAAAAUUCAGGAACAGCUCCAGAUGGUCCAUGGACAAGGACUCCAGAUGUUCUUGCAGCAAUCAACCCCUGGGUUAAACUUUGGUUCUGUACAGCUAGCUUCUGGAAACGCAUCAACUAUUCAACAGAUCACACCAAUAAGCAUGCAAGGCCAGGUUGUUCAGACUAACCAGAUCCAAGGUGGCAUGAACACUGGACAUAUUGGUUCUCAGCACAUGAUGCAGCAACAAUCUCUGCAAAGUACCACAGCACAGCAUAAUCAACAAAGCGUUCUCAGUGGGCAUAGUCAACAGACAUCUCUAGCUACCCAAGGCCAGAACACGCUGUCAGCUCCAUUAUAUAACACUAUGGUGAUUUCCCAGCCAGCUGCAGGAAAUGUGGUCCAGCUUCCUUCUACUUUACAGCAGACUAAUAACCAGAAUGCUGCCAUUACCACAUUUGCCCAGGAUAGGCAAAUCAGAUUUUCCCAAGGUCAACAGCUUGUGACAAAAUUAGUGACUGCGCCUGUAGCAUGUGGAACAGUUAUGGUACCGAGUACCAUGUUUAUGGGGCAAGUGGUAACUGCUUAUCCAACCUUUGCUGCACAACAACAGCAGCCGCAGACAUUAUCAAUGCCGCAGCAGCAACAGCAGCAGGGGCAGCCCCAGCAGCAACAAAGCCAACAGGAGCAGGCCCAUGAACAACUCGCUACACUUCAACCACCAGCUCAGACUCAGCUGACCCAGCAUCCCCAACAGUUCUUACAGACAUCCAGAUUGCUUCAUGGAAAUCAGUCCACGCAACUUAUUCUCUCUGCUGCUUUCCCACUACAACAAAGCACUUUUGCCCAGUCACAUCACCAGCAGCAUCAGUCUCAGUCACAGCCACAGCAGAUGCCACGCCACAGAAAUGACAGCAUGACGGAGGCUUCUAAAGUUCCUCCCCAGUAGUGUGGGGGCUUUGUAAUUGCACUGGAGAUGGUGAGGAAGAAGUUGACCGACUUUGUGAUGCACAGUAUUGAAUAUUCUUUUAACUUUUUGGAACGUAUCUGCUGAGGAAAGUUGUGCAAAGUGCUGCUGGAGUUUCAGUAGGCAUAAAGCUGGAAAAUACAAUGGGGACAGGGACAUGCUGACUUUUGCCAGGGUUAUAAUUGCUCUGGUUUCUGUGUUUUGCUUUUCUUCAAAGAGGCCAUGAGUUAAUUUGUCCUGAUCAAAUUCAAACUGUUUUGUGGACUAAGAUACUUAUAAUUAAGUUUGCUCAGAUUAAGUGUUAUGAUGGACAUGCUGUUGCUACAGCUGUUUUUUUUAAAGUAUGCCUGCAAUUAUGCUCCAAAACAAAGUUAAUUUUUUCAUAGUACAGGACAGUAAAUAUUUUCAAAAUAUUGUAUGGAAUCUAUCUUCAUUGUACAGAUACUGUAAAAUACUGUGUAUAUGUCUGGUAAAAAGCGAGAGCAGGAUAUUUUAUAUGAUGCAUGAAACUUGGUUUGAAUAUGUUUUUCCCCAAAAUUUCACCAAAUGUUCAAACUACUGUUUUCAUCUGUUUAUACCUGUUUGUCUUCUCCAUUGUAGAAUCUGUACGGUGCACGAUCAUUUAUUCUCACCUGUAAUGGGGGCACAAUCUCCUGUUCGUAGUUUAUGCGUAAUGUCCAGUUUGUUCCAUGAGGUGAUAUUGUGCGCUGGUUUGUGGAAUUUUUGCAAGUUAAAUUAUUGAUGAAACUCUUUGAACUGUGGAGGUUCAAGGCAUUCAGUUUCAUAAAUACCAUUUGUCAUGUAUCAUUUCAUGAAUAUUUUUUUUCUUUGAAAAAAAUAGGAAUUUGCACUGCUCUGUUUUUGGUGGUUUGGAAUUUUGAUUCCCCAAAGCUGUUUUUUGAUAUAAUACAUAGUUGCAAAUAUUUAUGUAAAACAUAUGGUUUAAAAUAUGAACAUAAUUUUCACAGAUGACUCAAAUAUAGGAAUAUUUGCACAAAAAUAUAUUUAAAUUUAAUAAUUGUAGGCACUUUUUAACUUCUCUGCAGUGGGAAAUGUGAUUUCGGAAUUUGUUGGAAUCUUUUUAUUCUCCUGUGAAAUGUUAACCUUCAUUUAAUCAGAGAUGAUUCAGGGUCAUUUGAAGCAGAACAAAUAACAAAGCCUCCACAGUGCCUUGAUUUUUAUUCAGGUACAGUAUGCUAUACAUACUGAAUUACCUUAUCUUGAAUUUAUGACCAUAUUUGAAGUUCUAGUUCACGGACAAAACAUGCUUCCUAGCUAAGUCUCUACUGUAUGUCUACAUAUAGGUAUUUUAAAAACUGUACAAAUUGAGAAUUGAAGUGUUGUUAAAAUGUGGCACUCCCCUUCUCAGCCAUUCAGUAAGGGGAUAGUUGUAAUGUAAUUACUCACAUUUCACAAUCUGAAAUGAUGCAUCUAAUUGUUUUAUAAAUUUAUGCCAAAACGUGUAUGUGAGUAACGCAUAACCAACUUGUAAAGCAGUUUAAAUUGAGUUAUGCUGAAACUAGGUGGAAAAUAUAAAUAAGAGAUAAAGUCUUACUGCAUUAAGACUUCAGAUGACAAAUUCACUUCAUAAAGAUAAUAAAAAGAUCCAGCUGAAAUUCUGAUUUAAAAAUAAAUGUUUAAUAUAUUUUAUGGUACUAGUUUUAAAAUCCACGUCUGCAGAGCAAAAUGAGUUUUAAAACAGAGAUUGGGUAUCUAAAAGGAAAAAAAAAGUAUCGGAAUGUCUGAUUCAAGAAAGAUUGGGUAAUAAAGAGGAGCUUUAUUAAUGUAACCAAAGUUAGGGUGAGAGGCGCGAAGAAUGUAGUGCUGGUUAGACAAAGCAAAAUCUUGGUAGCAAAUUAUACCAACCAUUAUCUUAAGAUUACUUUGGAUGCUAUUCAGAUGUCAUGCUAAACAAGCAGCUUAGCUUAGUGGUAAAUGUGCCCAUGUGCAUCUGCUGACUACUAACUAAGCUGUAGACAAACUUAGCAUAACGUUCAAAUGCAAGACUCUGCUUUCAUCUGCAUUGAAAAAACCGGAGAAUGAAGCCAUGGUUUGUUUUAAUGCCAUUAAUGGCCUCAUUUCCUGGUUCUUCUGGGCAACAUGCUAGGCUUGUUUACAGCUUGGUUAGCUGUAGCUGCACUUCUCAUGACAGCACCAGUGGAUAUGCCUGAACAUAUUUGCUACUAAGCCAGGCAUAUGGUUUAAUGGGCUACAUAAAUGGCUCCUUCAAGUCAUUUUCAUUGCUAUAGUCUUACAUGGUUUCAGUCCUCCCCCCACAUGCAUCACUCAACAGUUUAAUAGCUUGUACCAAUAAUGAAAAUAAUCAAGUUUUAAGAUUUUUUGAAAGAAUCAAAGAACCAAAGAAUUGGAUUAAUCCUACUCCCUCUUGGCAAAUACUGGAAACCAGUAGGUAACUUACCUAGGAAACUUUGUAGCUUUAUUAUUUACAUACAUAAGAAAUGUGGAAAUAGUUCUGUGAAUUUAAUUGCGAAUAACUUUGUUCUGCCAUAAGUUGUUUGUUGUAAUCCCAAACCAGACUGUGUUGAACAAAGAUUUUUGGAUGUAGUAUAUGCUUUUAGUAAAUGAUUGCCUAGUUGGGCUUGAAGCUAUUUAGAAUAUUGUAGCAUCAAGUAAGAAAAUUGGGAGGGCUUUGAAAUUGCUUAUAGAUCAGGGCUUUAGUCUAAGAAUGCAGAGCAACAGUCAUGGACAGGUUAUUUGGUACAGAUUUUCUUUGCAACUUUUCUUGAGAGAGAACACAACUAUCAGUAGAUGUGACAUGUUUAUAAUGAUUUUCUGGGAGGUUGUAUAAAAGGUAGCUAAUGGAAGAAAAGUAGAAAGCAAGUAAAAACUAUUUACUAAAGAUUUUUUUUUUGUCUACUGCACUCCGGACAUACUUCAAUGAAACAAAAAUAUUUUGUAGAAGGUAUGUUGGCAUUUAUGUUCAUUUUCUGGCUGAUGAUUCUGUCUGAAGAAGGUCUUCUGCUUCUGUGGAGGGUCAGGGUCCCCUAAAGAGCAGGAAGGUUCAGCUUUUGCUCUCAGUGAUAAUUCUGAUGUUUCUGCAAGGCUAAUUUUUAAUCUUAGAAGUUAUUUGUAAGUGUGAUUAUUCUACCAUCUGGAAUUUAAUAUGGCCAAAUGUCUUUGCUGGGGGAGGCAGGGUGGAUGGAGUGGGCAUAGCGAGUUGUGAAUUCAUGAUGUGAGUAAUGCACUUAACCUAAAGCAGGGGUGGGCAACUUGGGAAGGGUCAGGGGCAACAGUACAGCUUCUUGACCUGCUGGAGAGCUGCAGGAGGCCUUCUGUUGACAUGGAUACAGUUUGUGGCUUUUGGUGAGGGAGUGUUUGAGUGAGAAAUGGAAACAGGAGGCCUCUGGAAGGCAAACUGCCCCCAUUCCCACCAUCAAACUCUGAGACUGAGCCAAAAUUCAUUCAUUUUGCUAUCAAAUUUUGGCAGUGCAAUUUUGGCCCAUUUCUCAGGGUGGUUACGUGGUGUCAAGGGUGGGACUGGGAAUAGUUUUUUUCUUCUGCUGUUCCCAUUCCCAUUCUUAUUUGUUUGAAACAAGGAAGGAUAAGUUGUUUUGGCAAAAUUCAGACAUUUUGCCAUUGAAUUUUGGCAGUGCAGUCACAGGGUGCUGGGAGGUUUCAAAGGAGAUACUGGGAGUGAGGGUGCAGCAGCCUGCAGGAUGCCAAUCUCUGUGCUAAAGCAACCGCUGAACCCUUCCAGCAGGAAGUCUGACAAAGUGCUGCUGAAAAGAAGAACAGUUGUUUAGGUUUGCUUACAUUUUUGGGGGUGGGGGGGAGAAAGACUCCAAGAUGAGCUUCUGGGAAUACUAGAGGGAAUUGUAUAAAUAUUUUUAUAUGAUAUUAUAUUUAAUAUAUAUACAUAUAUAUUUCUACACAUAUUAAAAGAAUAUAGUCAGAGCUCUCCAUAUGCCUUCCAUUAUUUUUAUGUAGAAGUUUACUUGCUGGUGCAAUGAAUGAUUCCACUCUGUCACAAUCUUCUGUAGGCUUCCUGCCUGCUGCCAGCUGACAAAAAGAAAAAUGACUGAACAUCCAUACAAGUACAAAGCUGUCAGUUAACAUUUUGUUAGUUGCUUAAGAAUCUGUUUAAAAAGUAAUCCUGUUAACCACUGUGGCUAGAGUCACUGGGAUUACGAAGAAGUGGCGUAACCACAUACAGGGUGAGGUGUGAAAUAAAAAACAUUUUUAAGUGGAAAGCGUCCGGCCAAGAAACCGGCACUUAAAAAUGCACGUUGAUGCAUGGGGUUGAUUGGCAAGUCAAAAUUGCUUGCAUCUCCGAAAUGCCGCGCUCUUGUUUCUGCAAGUGGUGGUCACUCUCCUGUAAUACUUGAGUAUCAUAUUAAAUUAGGUAGACUAAAAUGUGUGCAAACUUAAGCACUUUAUUGGGGGGAAAAAUAGCAUUUUGAAAUACCAUUUAUUAUUCUAGGCAAUGGGACUGUUCACAAAAAAGGGGGUGGGGGUCCAAAGGAGUCAGAAUGUAGACUAUUGUCAAAAGAGGCAUUGCUGGAAAAUGUUUCUUCACAUUUAGACUAAGUCUAAAUACAUGAUUAUGCAGACAUGUAAUAUUGCUUGGCUUUGUAAGGAUAUGGAUAAAUACCUAAGCUUUUUCAGAACUGAUUUUUUUUAAAAAGUUGCACAAUUGCCAGAGAAUUAUCAACAGGAGGCUUUUGUAUAAUUCUAAGUGGUCCUUAGGAUUAAAUGUGUAGAGGGUUUACAGAUGUGGCCUUUAGUAGACUGCUUCAGUCACAAGUAUAGUUUGUAUUUUUAGCGAACACCCAUUUUUGUUGUGUGUGUGUGUGGUUUUUUAAAAAUGUUAUGGUGUCACGUGAUGUCAGCAUGCAUGUCAAACUCAUAAAUCGAUCGUUGGAAAUGUAUUGUUGAGAUAUACGUGUGGUGGGAAAAGGAGGCCUAGAGGGAGCAGAUAUGAUUUGGAAGAGAGGAGAACGGUUUCUUCUUCCCUAGCCCCCAAGUAAAAAAAAGAAAUUGGAAACAUUUUCAGGUGUUGUACACAAUUGUUUGAAGUUGAAUGUUGAACAGUCAUAGUGAGUGAGGCAAGCUCUGAGAGACAUUUUAAAAAUAUAAUUUGGUUGUUUAUGAAACUGAGUAGUUUAUUGAUAUAUAUAUAUAUUUUUAACACUACAUUCCUCUGUCUUUAAUAAACAAGUACUUUUCAGUC
Candoia aspera is the source of this 7959-nucleotide messenger RNA. RefSeq names its product clock circadian regulator (gene CLOCK). Gene Ontology annotation, cellular component: CLOCK-BMAL transcription complex; cytoplasm; nucleus. Gene Ontology annotation, molecular function: E-box binding; protein dimerization activity; DNA-binding transcription factor activity, RNA polymerase II-specific. Bases 171 to 2750 code for a protein of 859 amino acids. Gene Ontology annotation, biological process: regulation of transcription by RNA polymerase II; circadian regulation of gene expression. The transcript has 21 exons. NCBI's taxonomy places the organism in Eukaryota, Metazoa, Chordata, Lepidosauria, Squamata, Candoiidae. The record is from RefSeq and is a predicted model, not a curated record.